This is a messenger RNA of Miscanthus lutarioriparius, 552 nucleotides long. The record is from the annotation of a GenBank genome assembly. NCBI's taxonomy places the organism in Eukaryota, Viridiplantae, Streptophyta, Magnoliopsida, Poales, Poaceae.
AUGGAAGGAUCGUUCCAGUUGAAUCCAAACGCCAGCCCUUUCAUACCUGGAUCGCUGGGUUCAUUUGCACACAAAGCCCCAGAAAAACAAGGAGGUGAGACUAAAGAUUUUUCUAGUGGUUCUGUAGGUUUUGAACUCUCAGAUUUGCUUUAUUCAUAUGAAUACACUGAGAGCUCAGCAGGUCUUAUCAUUUCUGCAGGGUCAUCAUCAAAGGGAGAGGCUUCUGGUAGCAGUUUUGAUCCUUCGCAGCAUGAGGAAAAUGACAUUGAUGAACUUGCUCUAGCCAACAUGCUGAACUCACAAGAUAUGCUUCAUGAUGAUGCUAAGGCUACCAAUGACCUUCAUAACGGCCAGGGUGUACCUGGUGCUGAUUACCACAAUGCUGAGGUGUCUGAGAGUAGCAGCAAGAUGAGUCAAGAUCUGCAGAAUGAGAAGUCAGCAACUUCUGAUGUGAAAUCUGUGCUGCCAAAGUUCUCAGAGAUCAAUUUGCUUCACAACGACCUGGGCCUGCCUGAUGAUGAGAAGUCAGCGGGGACUUCUGUUGCAAAGUGA